UCUUCUUCUAGCCAAGUUCUACCCACAUAUGACAGCCUGGAUGAACCUUCUGUGAAGACCAUGAGUUCCAUCUUCGCCCGCUCCCUAAAUGUCGUCACCACCUUCUAUGUGCUGGUCGGCUUCUUUGGUUACGUCAGUUUCACAGAAACAAUAGCUGGCAAUGUUCUGUUCAACUUCCCGUCCAAUCUGGUGACCGAGAUGAUCCGCGUUGGCUUCAUGAUGUCGGUGGCCGUCGGGUUCCCAAUGAUGAUCCUUCCCUGCCGGCAGGCGCUGAAUACGCUCCUAUUUGAGCAGCAGCAAAAAGACGGCACGUUUGCAGCCGGUGGGUACAUGCCGCCUCUGCGCUUCAAAGUGCUGACGUUAGCCGUGGUGUUCGGGACCAUGAUGGGCGGGAUUCUCAUACCGAAUGUGGAAACCAUUCUGGGUGUGACUGGAGCAACCAUGGGAAGUCUCAUCUGCUUCAUCCUUCCAGCCCUCAUUUAUAAGAAGAUCCAUAACAAGGGCCUGUCCUCACAGUUCAUUCUGGGAGUUGGCCUGGUGAUCCUGGUGAUCAGCACCUACGCUACCAUGACCGUUCCCCAGGAACCGUCGCUGCAAAUCAAGUCCGAGGUGCUGGGGAGAGAAGGAAUUAAAGACGGGGAGGUGGAGCUGGAACAGAACAUUCCCAAAAUAUCAGUCCAGAAACCUGCCGUGGAGGAGCCCGCCGAUGACCGGGACAAGCCCAAGUUACCUUCGAAGAAGGAUGAAGUGGAACAGCCUCAGAUUAAGGGCCCCAUUGAUGUCCCCCAACCAGUAGAGGAGAAGAGGAAGCAGGAAGAGGUGCAGCUGGACCGACCUGACAAAGGCAUUGCUGUACCCGUCGGAGAGGCCCACCGCCAUGAGCCCCCAGUUCCGCAGGACGGAGUAGCUGUCGAUGAAGGGAAGGACCACGAGGAGUCCGAGGAGAAGGUAGUCCCCGAGGCCAAGGUAGAUGCUGGUCUCAAGGAUGAUCAAUUAGAGGGCAAAAUUGAACAGCAACUUCCACCCCAAAAGGAAGAUCAUGGACCCCCACCUCAGCAGCCUCCCCAGGAGGAAGGGGUAGCGAAAAAAGAUCUAGAGAAUGCGCCUGCCGUCAAAGAACUGGAGGUCCCACCUCCGAAGAAAGAUCUACAAGGAGACAAAGCUGAGAACGAAGUGGUGGAUUCCAAGAAGAAUGCAGACCCGGCGCCAGGAGACCAGAUAGAUUUGGCCGAGGCGGAGAAAGUUCUAGAAAAUCAGCUGAAGAAUGCCGAGGGGGUGGCUGGGGAGAAGGAUGGAAUCGAUCUCGCCCUGGCAGAGAAAGUUCUAGAAAAGCAGCUGCAGAAGGCCGAAGUGGCAGCUGCGGAGAAAGAAAAAAUCGACCUGGUGGUAGCUGAGAAAGUCCAAAAGAAACAAACUCAAGAAGAAGACCAGAAGGCACCAGCGCCUGGCGAUGCAGAACCUGAGCAGCGUGAAGUUCGAAAUGCUGACGGGAAGGCAGCGGGAGAGCCAAGAAGCCGAGCUCAGGAGGCUAGAGCAACAAGCCGGGAAGGCGGAGCUGUUGGAUCACGCCAUCUUGUUACAAGUCAUUAAAGAGCAACAAGUGCAGCAGAAACGUCUUCUGGACCAGCAGGAGAAGCUGUUGGCGGUGAUCAAAGAGCAGCACAUGGAGAUCCACCAGGAGCAGCAAGGUGACAAGGCAGAGGGCCUCGCUCCAGAACAUCCGCGGAGUAAAGAAGAAAUGAAAGCGGGAAAAGCAGAUGAAAAAGAUCCCGUUAAUAACAAGGAGCCCAUUGCAAACCCCCGGAAGGAAGAGCAGAGAAAAGACACAAAUAUAGCUGGCUUGCCUGUUCCUGAGAUGAAAAUCGCCAAGGAAAACGCUGUGCUGCAGAACAAUAAAGAUCCGAAUGUCAUGAAUAAGGCCCCGGAGCCUGAGAUGGUGAAGAAGACAGAGGAUCACCCUGCUCUUCAGAGGGUUGACAUUCCACAACAAAAAGCAGAAGCUGAGCAGGUUGUCCAUAUACAGAAGCCAGGCCAUGAAGAGGACAGGGCACUGAAGAAGCAAAACCAGGACAAGAACCUGCUCAAAAACCAAGAUGGUGACCUGAAAGCCAAAGUGAAUGAGGCCUUGCCUGGUCCUCCGGAGCACAAGCUUGUUGUAGAACCGCAUGCCCCGGGGGAUAAAGUGGUAAAAAUAACAGCGGGAAGCUUGGAGCAGCAGAAAGCCCAGCCUCAGGAGGGGAAGGACCUAAAGAGGUCAAAGUUCAAAGAGUGGACCGAGAUCUGCAAAGACCAAGUUCUAACAUCAAUGUUCCAAAGGAACCCAACCCUAAGGAACUUCACAACCAGGCUAAUGCAGCAGCAGGGAAAGAGCCCGCAAUACCAGCCAUUGCUGAGAAGGUUGCUGGUGAGAACAAGAUGGAAGACAGCAAAGACGGGGCAGCGCCAGAUAACGAGCAGGGCAAACCCAACCGAGACCUGAAGCUGCAGAACGAAUUGGAUCUCCGGAGACGGAAGAGAGAACUUGCGAAUGAAGCGAUGGAGAGCGACGGGUCCCAAAUCAUCGGCUUCAACCACGCCCCUGACCUGAGAGUCAAUGACCUCCACGCGGCACUCGAGGCUCAUCUCAAUGCCAAAGCCGGAAUACAGGUGGUCUACAGCCGACAAAUCAAACAGCUGACAGAGGAGAAGAAGAGGAGAUGA
Molecule: messenger RNA, 2700 nt
Organism: Staurois parvus
Lineage: Eukaryota; Metazoa; Chordata; Amphibia; Anura; Ranidae
Source: the annotation of a GenBank genome assembly